Molecule: messenger RNA, 1137 nt
Organism: Scomber japonicus (chub mackerel)
Lineage: Eukaryota; Metazoa; Chordata; Actinopteri; Scombriformes; Scombridae
Gene: oprk1
Product: opioid receptor, kappa 1
Exons: 3
Coding region: 1-1137 (378 amino acids)
Biological process (GO): G protein-coupled opioid receptor signaling pathway; neuropeptide signaling pathway; sensory perception of pain
Cellular component (GO): membrane; neuron projection
Molecular function (GO): neuropeptide binding; dynorphin receptor activity
Source: RefSeq, a predicted model, not a curated record
AUGGAGAGCGGCGUGGUGCACAUCUUCAAAGAUGACAGAUGUCCCUCGGGUCAGUCGGAGGAGUGCACCCCAAACUUCACCUGGCAAACCGGCUUAUCGGACAUUUUUAACUACACACCCAACGGCACCUGGGAUGCUGAGCCCGAGCCCAUGUCGCCAAUCAUCCCCAUCAUAGUUGCGGUGUACUCCGUGGUGUUUGUGGUGGGCUUGGUGGGCAAUUGUUUGGUGAUGUAUGUUAUCAUUAGAUACACUAAAAUGAAAACAGCCACCAACAUCUACAUCUUCAACCUGGCUGUGGCUGAUGCUCUGGUCACCACCACCAUGCCCUUCCAAAGCACAGACUACCUGCUCAACUCCUGGCCAUUUGGUGAGGUGGCCUGCAAAGUCUUCAUCUCCAUCGAUUACUACAACAUGUUCACCAGCAUCUUCACCUUGACCAUGAUGAGCGUUGAUCGCUACGUGGCCGUGUGUCACCCCGUCAAAGCCCUGGAUUUCCGCACGCCCGUCAAGGCCAAGAUUAUUAAUGUGAUCAUCUGGGUGCUAUCGUCUGCUGCAGGGAUACCUGCUAUGAUACUGGGUAGCACCAACACCCAUAACGGGACUACAGAAUGUGCCCUACAGUUCCCUGAACCCUACUCCUACUGGGACACCCUGAUGAAGAUCUGUGUCUUCAUCUUUGCCUUUGUGGCACCCGUUAUCAUCAUCACUGUCUGCUACACACUGAUGGUCAUGCGGCUGAAGAGUGUACGUCUGCUGUCAGGCUCACGCGAGAAAGACCGCAACCUGCGUCGGAUCACGCGCCUGGUUUUGGUGGUGGUUGCAGUCUUCGUGGUGUGCUGGACGCCGAUCCACAUCUUCAUCCUGGUCAAGGCUUUGUCUGCCAACGUGCCCGAGACCACUCCCGUCACGGCUGCCUACUUCUUCUGUGUGGCACUGGGCUACACCAAUAGUAGCCUCAACCCUAUCCUAUACGCCUUCCUGGAUGAGAACUUCAAGAGAUGCUUCAGGGACUUUUGCUGUCCCGGCAGCCAGAGACAUAGGGACUGUCAGGGUGUGAGCCGGGUGAGGAGCACUCUGCGGGACCACUCAUGUCCCACAGAAGGCAGGGGAGAUAUGAGGCAGGCUAGGCCCGUAUGA